CUAAUCCGGGGAUGUGCCGGCAUUGUAUGGGUUAAAUCGUCAGUCGUAAGAAUGCGUCACUGUGACGUUUUCUUUGUACACGGAAGAAACCGGGGAAAUCAGCGGAGGGCAGGGAGAGCGUCUCAUAGGUGCCUCUCCUUCAUCCAUGGUGGAUCUAAAGCAAUGGUCCAGAGAACAUGGGUCAAGCUCUGUGUAUCUGCUCGCGCAGUGCCUUCACCUUCGACAACAAGAGAUACUACUUCAUCCAGAAACUAGAUGAAGGAGGUUUCAGCUAUGUGGAUCUGUUAGAAGGUGCACAUGACGGCCGCUUCUACGCUCUGAAGCGGAUCCUUUGCCAUGACCGCGAGGGCCGCAAGGAGGCUCAGAACGAGGUGGAGAUGCACCGCCUUUUCAACCAUCCCAACAUCCUCAGCCUGACCUCACACACCUUCAUGGAGCGCGGCGGGAAGUGUGAGGCCUGGCUGUUGCUCCCAUACAUCAGUAAAGGAAGUCUGUGGGCUGUUCUGGAGAAGCUGCGGGAUAAGGGGAGCUCUAUGCCUGAGAGCCGCAUACUACACAUUCUGCAUGGCAUCUGUGAAGGCCUCCGAGCUAUUCACGACAAAGGCUAUGCACACAGGGACUUGAAACCCACCAACGUUUUACUAGAUGAGAACGAUUGUCCUUUUUUAAUGGACUUGGGCUCCAUGAACAAGGCCAAGAUUGAAGUUCGAGGGUCACGGGAGGCCAUGACGGUCCAGGAUUGGGCCGCUCAGAGGUGCACCAUCUCCUACAGAGCACCAGAGCUCUUUAAUGUGGAGAGUCACUGUAUCAUUGAUGAGAGAACAGAUAUUUGGUCUCUAGGCUGUGUGCUGUACUGCAUGAUGAUGCUGGAGGGACCGUAUGACUUGAUUUUUCAGAAGGGUGACAGUGUGGCUCUCGCCGUCCAGAAUCCAGUCUCCAUUCCACAGCCAUGCAGUUAUUCUCAAGGUCUCCAAACCCUCCUCAGCUCCACUAUGGUGACCAAUCCUCAGGAAAGGCCCAGAAUCAGCUGGGUUCUUGAGCAGGUCCAGAACCUUCGGGACUCAGACGGUACAGACGUAGAUACCAACAGAGUAUGACGCUUCCACUGAGAUUUCAUGUCUGCUUUUCAGUGGACUCUGGACAUUUGGACUAUGCACGCUCUCUUUCGGACAAAAACAACCCACUGAACUCACUUGCAAACAUUUGCUCAGUCUUACCUCAGCGAUUACACGCGAUCACACUAGCCUUCGCAACAAUGUCUCCUAUUUCACUCCAAAAUCCAUAUUGCGCAACAAAAUUAUUUGAUGAUUUUGGAGUAAAAUAUGAACAGGGCACAUUUCUGAUUUUCUGGGAUUCACUGUUAUGGCACACAAACCACACAAUAGAGGGCAAUAGCUCUAUUUGCUGUAAUGGCUGCGUUAUCACAGGCACUGGUUAUGUAUCAUCAAAUUGCUCUUUGGCUUAUGUGUCUUUUUCCAGAUUUAUUAGCUUGUACAUUUUAAGUGACCAAACCCAAUAUAUAUAUUUAUGUGGGUUUUGACUGGAAUUGUAGCUGUUUCAAAAUGCCAUUAGUUAGGUUAUUUAAACAACAUUUCUGCUGAUAAAGCAAGACAUCUGAGGCUUUUGUGGGAUUUUGUGUUGCAAAGACAGAAAGCUGUGAUUCUACCAUUGAACUUAAUUUGUAUAAAAAAUGGUCAACUUGUUAAUGCUAGUCCUCAUUACUUUGCAAAAAGGAUGUGGCCACUUUUCUUUUUUUAACAGGUACACAUUUGUUUCAUUUAAUAUAAGUUUCUUUAAUUGCUUACAGCAUUUAUAUAUAUAUUAUAUAUAUAUUAGGUGUAAUGAUAAUAUUAUUAUUUUAUUUUUAUUUUUUUUAUUGAGAAAGAAAUCCACAUGCAUAGAAACAAUUUCUGCAUUUGGUUAUUUGUUUAUUAUGUCAGUAUGAUAAGCCUCGGCUCGUGAGGAUGAAUCUUAAAAUAAUGUCUGGGUCAUAUUUUAUCACAAAUAUUUGCAAAAUAAAUACAUUUUGCAUUGAAAUAAAUCAAAUGAAUCCUGUUUGUUGUGGAAUUUUGUUCAUAUGACCCAGGCAUGUUUUUAAGAGAUAUUUGCAUUGCAUGCUCUUUAAUAAUUCAGGACUAAAUUAUCUGAAGCAUUCCAUACAUAUAUUGCAGUUGGAAUUGUAUCUGUGAAUAAGGACCUAAAUGUGUUUCUGCUCUUUGUUUGUUUUAUUUCUUAACAGCAGUAAUUUUCUGAUUUUAUAUAUAUAUAUAUCUCAAAUAAUCAGAGAGCGAGAGCGAGAGAUAGUAUUCAGAUUUACUGGAUGCUUUGCUGUGGCUCUAAAGCAUGUUUUAACUCAAGGUUUGCUUCUGUUCAGGAAUUGUUUAUUAUGCAAGCUUUUUAAUUUAUAGGAUAUAAGACUGGAGACAUGUAUCUUGGCAUUCAAGUGUAUUUCUUUCCUUUUGUAAAUGGUGAAUAAAGUGCGACUGAAACAGUGA
Molecule: messenger RNA, 2495 nt
Organism: Carassius auratus (goldfish)
Lineage: Eukaryota; Metazoa; Chordata; Actinopteri; Cypriniformes; Cyprinidae
Product: serine/threonine-protein kinase 16-like
Exons: 8
Coding region: 177-1097 (306 amino acids)
Biological process (GO): protein phosphorylation
Cellular component (GO): Golgi apparatus; cytoplasm
Molecular function (GO): protein serine/threonine kinase activity; ATP binding
Source: RefSeq, a predicted model, not a curated record